AUGGCAACCUCACGAGCUCUAUCACGGCUUGCCCUCAGGCGCGCAGCAGCACCCACCUCGGUAUUCACACGCACCUUCGCCACGGUCUCUCCCAGCCGCCCUGUCGUCCCCGAAUCACAAACCUCGACCGCAAAAGAACCUUCGCCCGAAAAAGAUGCUAGAAUCAAGACCUUUCACAUUUAUCGCUGGAAUCCUGAUGAGCCGACCAGCAAGCCAAAGAUGCAAUCCUACACACUGGAUCUCAACAAGACCGGACCCAUGAUGCUCGACGCCCUGAUCCGCAUCAAAAACGAACUUGAUCCUACCCUCACCUUCCGCCGUUCGUGCCGCGAGGGUAUCUGUGGUAGCUGCGCCAUGAACAUUGACGGCGUGAAUACACUGGCAUGUUUGUGUCGUAUUCCCACCGAGACAACCCAGGAAUCACGCGUCUACCCACUGCCACACAUGUAUGUGGUCAAGGAUCUAGUGCCAGAUUUGACGAACUUUUACAAGCAAUACCGCUCAAUCAAGCCGUACCUGCAGCGCGACACCCCGCCGCCAGAUGGCCGUGAGAACCGUCAAUCCAAAGCCGAACGCCGCAAGCUUGACGGUCUUUAUGAAUGCAUUCUCUGCGCCUGCUGCAGCACAUCAUGCCCGUCGUAUUGGUGGAAUCAAGAAGAAUACCUCGGUCCCGCCGUUCUCCUACAGUCAUACCGGUGGAUUGCUGAUAGCCGUGACGAGAAGACGCAGGAGCGACAGGAUGCGUUGAACAACAGUAUGAGCCUGUACCGCUGUCACACAAUCUUGAACUGCUCGCGCGUGUGUCCAAAGGGGCUGAAUCCGGGUUUGGCGAUCGCGGAGAUCAAGAAGAGUAUGGCGUUCACUUGAGCAUCGCAUGGACGAUUAAAAGGCGUAGGGUUGUAGAAAGAUUGCAUGAGUAUAUGGGUCAGAGAGAUUUUCUUAUGUAUAUUUUGUGCUCGGAGUCGAGCAUGCGACACUGCUUGAUUGUGCAAGUGGCGUUUUAACUAGGCAUGUAAAGCAUAGCAACAUUCAGCAUUCAACAAUCCAUAAUUGUGCCAAUAUU
Pseudovirgaria hyperparasitica is the source of this 1063-nucleotide messenger RNA. RefSeq names its product mitochondrial succinate dehydrogenase subunit B. The record is from RefSeq and is a predicted model, not a curated record. Bases 1 to 867 code for a protein of 288 amino acids. Gene Ontology annotation, cellular component: mitochondrial membrane. Gene Ontology annotation, biological process: tricarboxylic acid cycle; aerobic respiration; respiratory electron transport chain. NCBI's taxonomy places the organism in Eukaryota, Fungi, Ascomycota, Dothideomycetes, Acrospermales, Acrospermaceae. Gene Ontology annotation, molecular function: 2 iron, 2 sulfur cluster binding; electron transfer activity. The transcript is spliced from 3 exons.